This is a messenger RNA of Menidia menidia (Atlantic silverside), 699 nucleotides long. The record is from the annotation of a GenBank genome assembly. NCBI's taxonomy places the organism in Eukaryota, Metazoa, Chordata, Actinopteri, Atheriniformes, Atherinopsidae.
AUGGAGGGGCGGUUUCCCUCUCAGAGCCGGUUUAUAGGCGGUGUGGUGUCCUCGGACAGCCAGUACCCGCCCACCUCCGGGCGUCAGGGCGAGUACCUGAGCUCCGGCCCCAUGUGCCGCUACGCCCAGGACCUGCUGCCCCUGCUCAGGAUCAUGGCCGGAGCCAACGCCAGCAUGCUGUCUCUGGACACCAAAGUGGAUCUGAGGAAGCUUCGGUUCUUCUCCAUCCCUCACGACGGCGGCUGCGUGUGGACCAACCCGGUCAGCAGGGAGCUGCUGGACGUCCAGAGGAGGGUGGUGCAGAGACUGGAGGCCGACCUGGGGGUGAAGGUCCAGCAGGUGGCGCUGCCCAGGCUCCGAUACAGCUUCCAGAUCUGGGACACGUACAUGAGCCUCCCCGACAAGGACGGGAAAAGAGACCAAAUGUACGCCGCCCAAGAGAUGUUCAAGACCGCCAACAAGGUGACCCGACCCGAGAAGGCGCUCAUCCUGGGCUUCAUGGCUGGAUCCAGAGAGAACCCGUGUCCGGAGCAGGGCGACAUCAUCCAGAUCAAGCUGAGCGAGCACACGGAGGUUCUGCCCAAGGCCGACGGCACCGGCAGCACCACCAUGCUGGUGGACACCGUCUUCGAAAUGAACUAUUCCACAGGACAGUGGACGCGCCUCAAGAAGUACAAACCCAUCACCAACACGUCCUGA